GCCUAUUUCCCAUUUAUAAGGUUAUGUCCACAUAACCUCAAACAAAUCCAAUAUGAAUUUACAAAAACUAACGAUUUUAAGAGCGCCGGCCGUCUCCCUGAUCCAAACCUGCGGCCUGAAACACUAUAAACCGCCGCCCAACUAUGAUCAUAUCGAAUUCCCCGAGAAACCCAAGCUGAGGUUCAUAGACAAAGUGCCGCAGCUGCCUCCGGCCAUAAAGCCGCCCAAAAUGCAAAAGAGGCUGAGACUGAUGCGUGGGCCAGAAGAGGUGCACAACUUUUUGCUGCACAAGCAGUAUGGGAUAAUGGCAUUGUGUGGUGGCAGGAUAAAGUGGGGCCACUUUGAAAUGAUGAGGUUGACGAUAGGUAGGAAAAUGGACACGAAUAGAAUGUUUGCAGUUUGGAGGGUGGAUGCACCUUGGCAACCAAUCACUAAAAAGGGGCAGGGUAUGCGUAUGGGUGGUGGAAAAGGUGCCAUUGAUCACUAUGUGACACCAGUUAAAGCUGGGCGAAUUAUAUUAGAAAUUGGCGGUAAAUGUGAGUUUCAAGAGGUAAAGAGGUUCCUGGACGAUAUUGCUAUGAAAUUACCAUUUAAGGCAGUAGCUGUGUCACAGGAUAUGCUAGAUGAAAUGAAAAGGAAAGAAGAAUGGGAAGCUGCUAAUAAUCAGAAUGAGUACUCUAUGAAGUAUUUAAUACAGAAUAAUAUGGGGGGCUGUCACAGGUGGUUGCGUCCCAUAGAUUUGAAAUAUUUUGGAAAGUUCCAAUAGAUUGUUGUACAUAAUUUUGUUUUAUAUUAAAAUAUAAGAAAUGUU
Messenger RNA from Aethina tumida (small hive beetle), 811 nucleotides. It is a transcript of the gene mRpL16, whose product is annotated as 39S ribosomal protein L16, mitochondrial. Gene Ontology annotation, molecular function: structural constituent of ribosome; rRNA binding. The coding region runs from base 53 to 766 and encodes 237 amino acids. The record is from RefSeq and is a predicted model, not a curated record. Gene Ontology annotation, biological process: mitochondrial translation. Gene Ontology annotation, cellular component: ribosome; mitochondrial large ribosomal subunit. NCBI's taxonomy places the organism in Eukaryota, Metazoa, Arthropoda, Insecta, Coleoptera, Nitidulidae. The transcript has 5 exons.